Messenger RNA from Rubroshorea leprosula, 1102 nucleotides. NCBI's taxonomy places the organism in Eukaryota, Viridiplantae, Streptophyta, Magnoliopsida, Malvales, Dipterocarpaceae. The record is from the annotation of a GenBank genome assembly.
AAACUUUCGUUGGUAUAGGGCAUUUUGUUUGUAGUGGUUACUCCUCAUUUGAUAUUUUAUCACGUUAAUAAAAGAUUAAUGUUCAUGUUUUGUUAAUUUUAACAGGAUCACAAGCAGAGGAGCAGAAGCAUAUGGAGGAAACAAAGGAAUUAGUCUUGGACAGUGGAUUCUCGGUGCCAAAAUCCUUGGAUUACAAUGUAGGUGAAAAGCAAAAGAUCGUGGAGGAAUUCUACCGAACGCAACACAUUAACCAAACACAUGAUUUCGUGAAAAGGAUGAGGGAAGAGUACUCGAAAUUGAACAGGAUGGAAAUGAGCAUAUGGGAAUGUUGUGAGCUCCUGAAUGAGGUGGUGGAUGACAGUGAUCCCGAUUUGGAUGAGCCUCAGAUUCAGCAUUUGCUGCAAUCUGCUGAAGCCAUUAGGAAAGAUUACCCUGAUGAAGACUGGCUACAUUUGACUGCCCUUAUUCAUGGUGACACAUUCCCUCUUGGAUCUGCUUUUGAUGAGGCUAACAUUCACUAUAAGUAUUUCAAGGAAAAUCCUGAUUUCAAUAAUCCAGCAUACAAUACAAAGAAUGGAAUUUACUCUGAAGGAUGCGGACUUGACAAUGUGAUGAUAUCAUGGGGGCAUGAUGAUUAUAUGUAUCUGGUUGCAAAGGAAAAUGGAACAACUUUACCUUCAGCAGGGCUGUUCAUUAUAAGAUAUCACUCCUUCUAUCCCUUGCAUAAGGAAGGAGCCUACAUGCACCUUCUUAAUGAUCAGGAUAAGGAGGAUCUGAAGUGGCUCAAGAUAUUCAAUAUUUCCCAGCUAAGCUCAGGUGGUGAGGCAUGGAGGUUUGAAUUUUGAAAGAUUUUUCUGAUAUGGAAGCUUGCGGUGAAUUUGAGAGUUUUUGGGACAUUCAUUUGGCAUUGAAGAAAAAAGGAUGAGAAAGUGUUAUGAUGAUUGCUUUUGUUUAAAUAGUUUCAUUUAAUUAUAAUAAGUUGUAGUUUGUUUGAGGUAAUUCAAACAGGUAUGAGCUUGUGUAGGUUCUUCUAUAGAUAUGCUCAUAUUUCUAAAACCGUUGUAUGUUGAUAUGUUUAAUUUAAUAAAUUGAAAUAUCCCUA